Messenger RNA from Acanthocheilonema viteae, 477 nucleotides. Lineage: Eukaryota; Metazoa; Nematoda; Chromadorea; Rhabditida; Onchocercidae. The record is from the annotation of a GenBank genome assembly.
AUGCUUAAGAUUGUUGUGCGAGGUGGUCAAGUAGUGUUCAUUCUCAUUUUUUUGUCAGUUGCGGUGCUUACUGAGAUGGCUACAGGUACAAUGAAACAAAAUAUUUAUGUGAAUGCCGAGGAUCAGAAACUAAUCAAUCGGUUCGCUAGGCUUCAUCAAAGAUCGCUAGAUAUUAAGGAUAAGCUUCAGGAAAUGAAUAAGGAUCUUCAAAAUUUGAAUGAUGCCGCUGAUGAGGUGCUGCUUUUGGAUGAUACAAAUGUCCAGUCGAUACCAUUCAAGAUUGGAUCAGUGUUUAUGCAUAUGGAUCAAGAAAGAUUGAACGAAAAGCUAGAAAAUGUGAAAGGAGAAUUGGGCAAUCAAGUAUCUGAUCUCACACAAAAGCACAAAAAAAUUUGCGACGAAAUGGACUACUUGAAAUCGAUACUUUAUGAAAAAUUUGGCGAAAGUAUCAAUUUGGAGACUGAUGUAGAUAGUUAG